Molecule: messenger RNA, 5598 nt
Organism: Leptonychotes weddellii (Weddell seal)
Lineage: Eukaryota; Metazoa; Chordata; Mammalia; Carnivora; Phocidae
Source: RefSeq, a predicted model, not a curated record
GCCUCGCCGGGCGCCCCCGCCGGUCCUGCCGGAAGAUGGUCAACGACCGGUGGAAGACCAGGGGCGGCGCUUCCCAACUUGAGGACCGGCCGCGUGACAAGCCGCAGGUGAGGACCCCGAGGCUCAGCGAGUGGCCCGGCUGCGGCUACGUGCUGUGCACGGUGCUGCUGUCCCUGGCGGUCCUGCUGGCCGUGGCUGUCACCGGCGCCGUGCUCUUCCUGAACCACGCCCACGUGCCAGGCACGGCGCCCCCGCCCGUCGUCAGCACCAGCACCGGGCCGGCGGGUGCCAACAGCGCCCUGGUCACCGUGGAGAGGGCCGACAGCUCGCGCCUCAGCAUUCUCAUUGACCCGCGCUGCCCCGACCUCGCCGACGGCUUCGCCCGCCUGGAGGGCGCCCAGGCCUCCGUGCUGCAGGCGCUGGCCGAGCACCAGGCCCAGCCGAGGCCUGCAGGCGAGCAGGAGCCGUUGGACACCCUGGUGGACCAGCUGCCCCGGCUGCUGGCCCGGGCCUCGGAGCUGCAGGCGGAGUGCGCCGGGCUGCGGAAGGGCCUCGGCGCGCUGGGCCAGGGGCUCAGCGCCCUGCAGAGCGAGCAGGGCCGCCUCAUCCAGCUUCUCUCCGAGAGUCAAGGCCACAUGGCUCACCUGGUGAACUCGGUCAGUGAUGUCCUAGAUGCUCUGCAGAGGGACCGGGGGGUUGGCCGGCCCCGUGUCAAAGCUGACCUCCAGAGGGCACCUGCCAGGGGACUGCGGCCCCGCGGCUGCGCCAACGGCUCUCCACCACGCGACUGUCUGGACGUGCUCCUGAGUGGACAGCAGGAGGAUGGCAUUUACUCGGUCUUCCCCACACACUACCCUGCCGGCUUCCAGGUCUACUGCGACAUGAGCACAGAUGGCGGCGGCUGGACGGUGUUUCAGCGCCGGGAGGACGGCUCCGUGAACUUCUUCCGAGGCUGGGAGGCGUACCGGGACGGCUUCGGCAAGCUCACGGGGGAGCACUGGCUAGGGCUCAGGAGGAUCCACGCCCUGACCACGCAGGCCACCUAUGAGCUCCACGUGGACCUGGAGGACUUUGACAACGGCACAGCCUAUGCCCGCUAUGGGAGCUUCGGCGUGGGCUUGUUCUCCGUGGACCCCGAGGAAGACGGGUACCCGCUCACCGUGGCCGACUACUCGGGCACGGCAGGGGACUCCCUCCUGAAGCACAGCGGGAUGAGGUUCACCACCAAGGACCGCGACAGCGACCACUCGGAGAACAACUGCGCCGCCUUCUACCGCGGCGCCUGGUGGUACCGCAACUGCCACACGUCCAACCUCAACGGGCAGUACCUGCACGGAGCGCACGCGUCCUACGCCGACGGCAUCGAAUGGUCCUCCUGGACCGGCUGGCAGUACUCGCUCAAGUUCUCAGAGAUGAAGAUCCGGCCGGUCCGUGAGGACCGCUAGAUGGGCGCGCUGUCCGCCCACCCCCCACCCCAUCACCUCCCCCAUCCCCGGCCCGACCCCACCCUGCAUCUCCUCUGACCUGCUCUCGCGUUGGGGUGGGCUGCACAUCACCUUCGUGCUGUCCCCACGCCCCAGUUUACCUCUGCUGAUGUGGGGCAGGGCACACUGGACAACCCCAAAUUCUACCUGCCCAGACUUUGGCUCCUGGGCUAAGUGUCUUGACUUCCCUUGGCCGGCACCCCGGCGGACCCUCUACUUUGCCAGUCCAAACACCUGGUGCUUGGGGGGCACAGAGUAGGGGCAGGCGGCACUCCUGCAGCCCUUUUAGCAGACAGAGGGACUGUUUGGAUCUUUCUGAGUCGGGUCUGAGGCCAGCCUCCUCUCCCUCCUGGCCCCCCUCCUUCACUUCCAUGGUGCCUGGGGAUCCUACCUCUCCCCUAAGGACCGUGGGGGGGGGUGGUGCAGAGGGCUGCCUGCGGCCGGGGCUGGACAGCCAUAUCCCCCAUUCCCACAGGCCAGGCUGGGGCGCAGCUGUCUGUGGGGACUCCCAGCCCAGGGUGGCCAGGGCCAGUUCCCUGGAGCUCCCCCCGACCCCCAUCCACCCCGUGUUCCUGCAGGCCUGGGAGGUCAUCAGUCCCUUUGGCUGCUGUGCCCAGCAUCCUGCCUUCCUGGGGCAGCUGGAGCCCCACCGUACCCUGUCCUCUUUAUGUGGGAGGCUGGGGCAGGUCCUGCUCCCUCCGGGCCUGGUCAGUGAGGACCCCUGUAUUUUCUGGGCUGCCGUGGGGCUUGAACCACCAUCCCCACAUUCCUCAAUUCCCAGGGACUCCAGGGCCUUAGGGCCUCCUGGCAUCAGGCCUGCAGGGUGGAGGCUGGACCGGGAGGGGUCCUGGGGCUAUUUCCCUGGUCAGCUCAGACUGCUGUCUCAGUGGGGAGGCCGCCCCCUGCUGGUGAAUGUGGGUGCUGCCACCUCGGGUCAGGGGGAAAGGAGGGGCUCACUGGGCAAAUGGGGGGACUGAGGCACCACCAGACACUGGAAACAAUCUGUCAUCGAAUCCUCCCAGUGCCCGACGUCUUAUCAUUCUACCCCCCAACAAGAACUGCAGGUUCCCGAGGUCAGCAGCCAAGAAAAGCGGCCCUAACCCCUCUGGUGGAUAGUGCUGGGACCCUGAUGCCCUUGCCGUCAGAACCAAGCACGGGGCUGUUUCCCUAAGUUCCUACCUGUGGGGAUGUGAUGGGGGGCCUUUGAGAGGUUCUGGGAGGCUGGCUUCCCAGGGGUGGGCCGCACCAGUGGCCCCCCUCAGGCAGGAGGGAGGGAGGGGGUGUUGCCUUGUAGGACGCCGCAAGGCAGAUGAACACAGGCAAAUAGGGGAGCAUGGGCUUCAGCUCUCCCUUCCCCUCCCACCAGACUUUGUGCUGCAGUAAUGGUGAGUCAGGGCCGGCUGGGGGCAGCAGGAGGGCUCCGAGUGUGGCCGACUCUCUGUGCAAGCCGGCCCGUCCCCUGUAGCUCCACCUGGUCAUGGCAUUCAGCCGAGUUUCGCUGGACAUCUGCUGUGGGCCAAGGCCUGCCCGGGUGCCGGACAGCACCGAGUCCCUGCCCUGUUGGCACCGGACCUAAAGCAGACACGGCCAAGAGACAGGCAGCGCAGCCCAGUGUGACCCAUGCUGGGGGGCAGCCCAGCUGCAGGGGGGGGUCGCGGCGGUGUGGGGGAGCUGUGGGGGGGCUCCUUAUGACUUGAAGGGAAGCCCCCCCGCCGCGCGCCCCCUUCUCCAUCUUCUAGAAGAGGAACCAGUCCACCCGAGCUGCUGGGGCUCCCAGCCCCAGCACAGAGGCCGGGUGGGACCCCAAGUCCUCAUCCCAGGGAGCCCCCUUCUCCCCCACCAGCCCCAGGCUAGAGCCGGCUUCUGCUGCCAGCCUCGCGGUGCCAGCCGCUAUUUGGAAAGUGUCAGGCGUUUUCUGAUCUGUCAUCAAACAAACUCCUGGUGAGUGUGAUGUAAAUGGAUUCACAGAUGUGCGUGUGCGCCAGGAAGCUCAGGGGCGCUCCUGCCAGGGCUUGGCUGCAGAACAGAUGUGCCACGGCCCGGAGGGGCGGGGGACAGAUGGCCGAGGGCAGCUUUCGGGAGCGUCCAGCUGACCUGGAGACACCCCUUCCUUCCUAGCCGAGAGCACCAGCCCCACGCCCGGCCCAGGACUGGCACCACCAUGGGACAUGGGCCGGAUCCAUUGCUGGCUGAAGGGGCACAGAGCUGUCUGGUGGGGACAGCCAAGGCCAGUGCACCCCACUUCCUAAAGGGCACAGAUAGCCCCGCACACCUGCUCUGAGCCGGGGGUCUAUGGUGAGCAAGGCAGGCUCUGGCCCUGGCCUCCAGGAGCCUCCGCUGUGAUGUCCAUACGAAUGGCCGUCACAUGAGCGGCAGCGACCACAGGAAGAAGAGGGUGCUAGGAGAACAGGAGGCAGCUGCACCAAGAUCUGAUGGAUGACGGAUGUGUGCAAACUGUUACCCAGGACCCAGGCUCACCGCACCCAAACUCUGUCUCAAGGGGCCCGAGUUGAUGGUUUGGCGGUGGGGGCCUGUGGUCCCACUGAUCACGUGUGAACUGACCGACCCCCCCCCCAUCCCUUUCCUUCUUCCUUUGAUGACGAGAGCGAGCCAAGCACGCGGGGACAUCGGGGCAGUGCAUGGGGCCCCACAAGCUUCUGAAGGUUCCUUUCCACCAGCACAGGUAGGUUCUGUGGAACCAGCCAGUGGCCUCACUCGUUCUGUGGCCCCCAAACAGGACACAUCUCUGAGUUAAACCAAGGGCCACCCUGGGCCGCCUGAGUGCGCUGCGUCCAGAGGAUGGAUGGUUCCUGGGCUUCCACCCUGAUGGCCCCAGCACGGGCCUCCGGGAGAUAAGGACAGCGCUGUGAGCAGUUCCCAAAUUGCAUUUUCCCCCUGCAGCCGCAUGUAAAUUGGUUUGAUAAAUGUUUGUCUUGGGGCAGAAGCAGUAUCGCAGGCCCGCCUCUUCCUUGUCCCCCUGCUCCCACCGUCGGCCAUCCUCCUUCACACAGACCUCUGACCAGCCUGGCUGGGGCCAGGGCCCUGUCACCCAGGAUUCGGUGGAUUAGUCAACAGGAAUUGCCAGGCUUCCGCGACAGCAGAAGAGGAGGCGGGGAGGGAUGCUGCGUCUGCAGAUGGUGGCCGGGCAGGGGGGACCGGGGGCCUGAGCUAGGCCUGUGGUCAGCCGCACAUCCCUGUCCUGUGCAGCUGGGGGAGCAACAUGCCCGCAGAUGAGCUCAACCUCGAACAAAGGACACGAGGCUUUGGUCCCAGUGGCCAGGCCUCCCCAGGGCCUCAGUGUCUUCACCUGCUUGCAGGGAGAGAGCUGUCCCCAAACCCCGAGUGGGCCAAGCGGCUGGUGGGACUCCGCAAGCCCAGAUGGCGGAGGUUGGCCGUGGUGGGACUGCGUGGAGACGGAGUGGGUGGGGGGCAGCUUCGGGCUGUGCCAAUAGGCGAGCCUGACCGUCCACACGAGGCUGGCUGGGGGUGCGCGGAGUUGCUGGAGGGCCAGCACGGUUCGGGACAGAAGCUGGUCUGGGCUGAGUACACUUGGCGUCAGGUGUGGUCCUGUCUCUAAUAAAAUCCUGUGGUGACCCAGCUGGGGCCUCCGCCUCUAACCUCGCUUGGUGCCCCACAUCAGACCACGGGGCGUUCCAAGACUGUCUCCUGCACAAUUUCCCCAGACUUCCUCGCCAUUCCGGUCUUUAUUUCUAUUGAAGAAACAGUGUUUCCCGGAUAACUCAGUGCCCCCCAGAGGCUGCACCAGAUCCUUUAGCAGAAGCAGGUGCACACCCGGCCAGCAGCUGGGCCGCCGCGGCCGGCGGAGGUGAGGAGGUGAGGCCUGGCCCCGCCACGAGCUGCACCCAGUGGGGGAGAUCCUCCUGGGACUGGGCUUCGGGGGAUGAACCUGUGCCAACCCCCGCCCCCCCCGCCCCAGGGCUCCAGGGCGACCAGCUGGCCCUGUGGAUUUCUCCUGGGGCUGGAGUCCUGAGUAGCUGAGACUUUAUUAAAAACAAGUCCCUGAUGGCUAGUUAUUCAUAAAGCCAGCGUGAAGCUUGACGACAAAACAACCCCCUGGGCGCCUGGGUGGCUCAGUUGGUUAAGCGACUGCCUU